Lingula anatina is the source of this 3637-nucleotide messenger RNA. Its product is annotated as alpha-tubulin N-acetyltransferase 1. Gene Ontology annotation, biological process: alpha-tubulin acetylation. Gene Ontology annotation, cellular component: microtubule. Gene Ontology annotation, molecular function: tubulin N-acetyltransferase activity. The record is from RefSeq and is a predicted model, not a curated record. NCBI's taxonomy places the organism in Eukaryota, Metazoa, Brachiopoda, Lingulata, Lingulida, Lingulidae.
GGAGCUGCAUUCAGCAAGAUGCUUUCAGAAAUUAGGUCGGUUGUUUUCUCCUGGUAAAUACGAUGAGUCACUUUUGACUCUUGGAAAAUGGUAGACGAGCAUGGAAUUCCCAUUCAACAUCAAUCAGCUGUUAGGAGAUGAAAUAACAUUACUUCAUGGCCGAAUAAAACCUCACAAUAAGAUACGAGACAGCUACCACCAGUACAGGGAUCAACUAUGCAAAGUGAUAGACAAACUUGGUAUAGCUUCAGCAAAGGCACAGGGCCUUCAUGGUGCCAUCACCUCCGCAAGCAAGUUGGAAUUCUCGGAUCACAACCUUUAUGUGAUGAAGGAUGCAGAGGGAACAGAUGGCAAAGGAAGUGCAGUGGGAUUCAUCAAAGUAGGAUAUAAAAAGCUAUUUGUUUAUGAUUCCCAUCACAACCAACAUGAGAUGGCGCCACUUUGUGUGCUGGAUUUUUAUGUCCAUGAGUCGCGGCAAAGGAUGGGCUGUGGGAAGAAAUUGUUUGAACAUAUGUUAAAGGCUGAGCAUAUUAAGCCCCAGCAUCUAGCCAUUGACAGACCAUCACACAAGUUCCAGUCAUUCCUUCACAAACAUUACAACAUGAAAGCAGAAAUUCCUCAGGUCAACAACUUUAUGGUCUUUGAGGGCUUUUUCAGGGACAGACCUCCAGAACCUGAAAGGAAGAGAGACUUUCAUGGCAGACCACCUUUACAUCCAUAUAGCAGAAGUAGAAGUGGAAAAAACAGGGGUCAUUUGUACGAAGAACAGAGCUCACACUCCGCCCCUGCUGCAACCACCUCAGGGAGACAGUCAUCACUUUCUAACAGCAAUGUACCACUUACUCCAUUAGAGAAAGAGAGAGAUCUUUUGAAAGAUAUCUUGGUUCCUAGAUCUGGUUCACGGGAGCAGUUAGCCCAGUAUGGCAGCCAACCCAAUCUUACCAGGAGCAAUUCUCUGACUUUAGAGCUGGAUAAUCUGUCUCUCAGUGCCACACAUGCAAUGGGUGCUCAGGCCAGUAGAUAUAGCAGGUACACUAAUGAUGGCACACCUACCAGAGAGGAGAGGAGAGCUACUCCUGUAAAGAAUCAGCAGCAGACAAUGUUACAACAAGGGCAAGGUCAUGGCAGUGUGCCAGGAUUAGGGUCUCUCACAGGUUUAGGUCAAGGUCCUGGGCCAGGUCAAAGUUCAGGAGCCAGAGUGACACCUGUAGAAAAUGCUGGUGGUUCUUCCCCACCCUUGUUAAAGAGAGGUGGUCCAACUGGUGUUUCAGGUGCCCUUAAUACACACCAGGACUACUUGAGCAGAGGCGGUCACUUAAAGCUGUCACCAGCAGCCACUGCACCUACACAGGUGGUUAGUCCAGCUGCUGGCAGUGAAACAAACACUUCAACUCCACCUAGAGCAGCCAAACCUUUAUCUAUGGCGACAACAUGGAAUAUUUUCGGUGUGCCACAAGCCAGUCAGAGUCCAGCAAGUGCCAAAAAAUGGUCCCAUACAAAGCUUUGGUGAUUAGUACAUAGAAGCAUCCAAAUUUUCAAAAGUAGUCCCAUUAAAAACUAUGGUAUGCUGUGGAGACUAGUGAUAUCUAUUUGUUGCAAGAGGGUAACAAGCUCAGCUGUUGGAAGGUGAAUGUAGGAGAUUGAUGAAUUUCAUGAAAGAAAAGAACACUUUAAUCCUUUGGAUAACAAAACAGCUACUGACACUUUCCAAAAAAUUUUAUCAUAUAUAUCAAAAAAGUGAUUUGUAGAAAGUUGGCACUAAUAAGCUUUAAAAGCUAACUCUGCAGGAAAGGGAAGUUUGUGAAAAAGUGCUAGCAUGCCAGAGUCAACAGCUGUGAUGGAAAGCACAAUUAUGGAUAAUUUUAUCAUAAACAUUAUUGUUGAAAAAUACACAUAAAUCCCUUUAAGCAUCUUUAUCAUGUAGACUUAGCAUUCGUGAAAAAGAAACUUGUCUAAAAUACAAAAAGAAAGUUUUUAAAAUUUAAAUAACAAUGUUAAAACAUACUAUUCACCACUUUACAGAUACUUACAAAAUUGCUGCGCGCAUGCGUGAGAAUUGCAUUGUGGGAAAAAAUAGAGCAAAACAAAAACGGCGAGUAUCCGAAUAAUGGAGAAUAACCUCGACGAUCACACACUCUGGUCCAUGAUUGAGAGAUGGAACAAUAAAUUGAGAAUUGACAUAUUGAUUGAACUUGGCAGUUGUAAAAUUAGUGGGAAAUUACCUUUCUCGAUACCUUCUAUCAUUUCUGCAACUUGAAACACAGCAGGUAGUCAUUAUUUUGUGUUCAAGAGCCUUCGCGCCAAGAGUUCACACUCUUUUUUUCCCCCACAAUGCAGUUCGAGUUUCCUGUCGACGUACAAAUGUAAAGUGAUGAAUGGCAAAACUAUUUAUUAAGUCAUAGCUAGGACACAAAAACUAGCAAGUGCGCAGAUUCUUGGUAACAAAGAUUCUUGGUAACAGCAUUUUUUUGCCUGGAAAUAUAUCCAAGCAUGUGGUUUGGUUUAGAAACAAGUUGUCAAUCAAUACCUCAGUAAUACUACUUCCCUUGCUGCAAUUGGCAUAUGACAUUCCCAGUGAAAGUUGGAAAAAAAAACUUUUUAUCUAGACAUAAUUAUGAAUGGCUAAGUGCCUGUAAGGCAUGUCAGUGUAGUCUCACAGUGUACAGUACCUACAGUGGUUGUUGUUUUUAUAUACCUGGUUGUAUUGUAAUUAUGUAGUAAACUUUAGGGAGCAUUCAGAACGAGCUGAUCUGUGGACUAGCGGAUCAAUUAUGGCCGACCCACUUGAAAGCUUGCCGCAUAAUCCCCUAAUAGACACUGAAUAGAUUCCCGGUGGGGUUUACGCAGCAAGCUUUCAAGUGGUUCAGCUAUAUUUGAUCUGUAGGUCUGCGGAUCAACUUUGGUUGUGAAUGCUGAUCAGUACAGUAACUGUAAUCUCAGAGACUGUCAAGUAUGGUUGGAACAGGGUGCUGUCAGAGGGUCUGAAAAGUAAGUAGUUGAUGGACUAGGUCAUUCAUAAGCUAAAGGAUAAAGUUGGAAUGUAACCAUGUUUUGAUUAUAGAUACGUAAAAAUCACUAAAGAUUUACAGUAGGUUUUAUUUCUGUAGAUGUAGGUUUAAUGGCUCUAUCCUUGUGUCAUGUUCAAAUAGUGCCUUAUUAUUGUGAAUUUAUACCACAACUUCACAAGGUACACAUUCAAACAUUUGCGUCCAUUUUUACUUGUCACUUACCCUUUUUAGGAACAUAGUUUUUAUUUUUAAAUUUUUAUUUAUAAUAGAUAUAUUGAAUUUGUUCAUUUAUGUUGUGAUAUUUGUAUUGGGUCAUUUGUAAGUUUGCAUUUUUAUGACAUUUUAUGACCACAUAGGUAAUGUAGGUUGCCAGAACUACAAUUCAGUGGGGUAUUUUUUUUUAAAUAAAAAAUGAAUUAUGUUACUGAUACAUAGUGUCUGUAGUCUUGCCAGCAAUGUAGAUUUCAAAAUGUGUUGAUACAAAUUCUGUGGCAACAGAAAUCUGCAUGUAAAGAAGGGAGUUGAUUGUCUGAAAAUUGAGAAUCUUUUUUUGUACUAUUUUAUUUUUACGGUUGGUUUAAUUUAGCUCAUUGAAGUUCUUGGCUAUUGGGAUUAUGGAAUAUAUUUUA